AUGCCGAACGCGGACAGACUGGAUGAAGAGGCGGGUGAGACCUCGUGCCCUUCGCCGAGGCAGACACCAGCGGCCCCCCCGGCAGAGCCCCGGCCGGCCCCUCGCCCCGCGGCACCGAAGAAGGAGAAACCCCUGGAAGAUGAUGAGUCCCAAAAAGUCGUGACGAAGAGCCCUCGUCCUGAGCUCACAGGUGCUCCCGAAGCUGUGACAUGCCAGCCCCAGGUGCGAGCAGCCCCGCAGCCCCCCGGCCCCUGCACCCACCUCCUGCAGAACGGCGCCGGGCGGGCGCCCGAUCCUGGCGGUGCCAACGGGGAGGCGGGGAACGGGGUCUUCCGCCCCCUCCCCAGCACCCAGAAACCCCACCGAAAGCUGCAGUCGCAUCACUCCAUCAACAGCCAGAGCAGCAAGAAGAGCAAGGGGAGCUCCAAGUCGGCCUCUUCCCACAUCCCUAUUGAGGCGCAGGAAGACUGCUGCGUCCACUGCAUCCUCUCCUGCCUCUUCUGCGAGUUCCUGACCCUCUGCAACAUCGUGCUGGACUGUGCCACCUGCGGCUCCUGCACCUCCGAGGACUCCUGCAUCUGCUGCUGCUGCUGCAACUCGGGCGAGUGCGCGGACUGCGACCUGCCCUGCGACAUGGACUGCGGCAUCAUCGAUGCCUGCUGCGAGUCUGCCGACUGCCUGGAGAUCUGCAUGGAGUGCUGCGGGCUCUGCUUCUCCUCCUGAGGGGCCACAUUUGGGGCGGGGUGGGGGGGGACACCAGCAGUGCAUCCCCCCCCACAAGGCUCUCGAUCCGGCCGGUCCCUGAGGUGGGUGUGAAACCCCAAAAGACAGAGCCUGGUGAAGGAGGAGAGCAAUAUCCACACCCCCUCCCCAUUGCAAACUCAUCCUCGGAGCCAGUGAGCCGGGCUUGGAUCCCGCUUAGGGAAGGGUGAAUCCAUAGGGCCGUGGGGGGCUGCGGGGGUGGCCGGCAUCCUGUCACGCUCUACCUCUUCC
This is a messenger RNA of Calidris pugnax (ruff), 993 nucleotides long. RefSeq names its product MyoD family inhibitor (gene MDFI). Bases 1 to 723 code for a protein of 240 amino acids. The record is from RefSeq and is a predicted model, not a curated record. Lineage: Eukaryota; Metazoa; Chordata; Aves; Charadriiformes; Scolopacidae. The transcript has 4 exons.